AAAAGUUUUAAUUUAGAUUAACGCCACGUCAGCUCUUAUCUGUCAUCCAGGAUCAUUUCCCGAGCAAGCCAUGCUCUACACUCUUUAUUUUUGGCGCCAAUGUUUUACCCUUUCUUUCUAUUUAAGUCGUCAAAAGCUCUCCUUCUAAUCUAAAUUUUGCUCGUUAAAGAAAAAGAAAAAAGAAGGAAAGAACUCCUUUCAGCUAUCGCUCCUCUGCUCCAGAUGUCUGGAAACAGUGAUAAUGAAAUGGAUAAUGACACCAAAGUGAAUUUUGAGUGUGAUGCUACUCAUGAACAAAACUGUUGUAGCUGUGGUGAUGAUGAUGGAUAUAAUUUCACAUCUGCUUCAGAAGAUUCUGAAACUGGAAGUGUUAACAAUUCUCACAUUGAUUUUGAAGAAAGACAAUCGUAUAUCGCUCUCGCAAUGUUAACUUGUGUUGAAGAUAUUUUAUCUAUGGAUAGUCUUGGUAUUCGAGUCAUAUAGGCGGUAAGCCUACUCGGAGAAUAAAUAAAUUAAGCGUCGAUGCUCUUCAAGCUGAGUGUUCAAAUAUUUAUAAUGAUGAGAAAGUAAGAGCUAAAAAGGUAUUGAAACAUUUGGAUUCCAAAUUACCCUUUCAAUUGAUGUCUUGAGAUGUCCAGCAGCUGGUCAGUAUUUGUGUUUAACUGCACAUUUGAUUGCUGUCGACUGGUGUUUGAGAAAUUGGGUAAUCUGUUUUAGGCCUAUUAGUAGGUCACUUGAUGAUGAUUGCUUUUUGUUACUAAAACCAUGCCAGGAUGAUCUGAACCUUGAAGGAGAAAAGGAUCUCCAUUACUGGUUCUAUUAGUUGAAUUUUCACCAUCAGCCAUGAUAGCAAAAAAAAAAAAAAAAAAAGGGUUAUACAGGCACCUAAUCUUGGUGCUCUGAUACCAUGAACAAUUUAAUGGUAGAACAAGGUCAAAAGUACCUUGGUUGUAUAUUCGUUAUAUUAACAAGAUUUACAGCAGGGGCUAUAUAUAUACAACGAUUACUUGUAUGCUACUCUAGCUAAGAAAGAAAGAGAAAAAUAUCCUGCCAGCUCAUUUGUACCAGCAGCAGAAGGAGACAGAAAAGAAUAACAGAAUGUGGUAGUGAAAUGGCAAGGAAUGAUGUGCAGGGAAUGAGCAGAGAAUCUGUUGUAACAGAAUUGAUCAGAGAAGCUUCUAGAAGAUGCAAUAUAAUUCUACAGUAUCUGUAAGCUUUUAAAGAGCUUGUAUAAUGCUGCAAAUGCUGUCUUUGAAGCAAACAACAUACUGCAAACAUCUAUCUUCCUAAUCUUCAAGAGCUUCAUGCAAGUCUAACUCAGGCAUCAACUGAUUCAGACAGUUUCGUUAGCCUUGUAGCCCAGAAAAUUAUUCAAAGGCUCGAGGAGUAUUUGAAGAAUAUGUUCUUGGUUUUGACAAUUGCUACAGUGAUGGAUCCUAGAUGCAAGAUGAAGUAUCUAGAGUUAUCUUUCUCAAUGAAAGGUGCAAGUGAUGGCAGUUCUGAUCUGACGACUGUUUUAACCACCAUUCCAAGUCUUUAUGAUGACUGCUCAACUAAUUUGCCUCGGAGCAGGAAGCACAAGGCCAAUUCGAUUUCUUCUAACUCAGGAGAGGAUUCUUCCAGGCAAGUUUCUGAUGAAGGUUCUUCUGAUUGGUUACAAAAAUACAAGCAGUUUGUUGAAGUUGAUAAUAGGCUCUAAUGUCAGAGCUGGAUUUGUAUUUAGUAGACGGUGUCUUGCCUUGGAGCCAGGAUUUCGACAUGCUGGACUGGUGGAAAGCUGAAAGCCCAAAGUAUCCUGUUUUGGCAAGGAUGGGGUGCGACUAUCUGGCCAUUCCUGUUUCUGUUGUGACUUCAAUAGCUGCAUACUUCACUGUUGAGAGAGAAAUUGGUGGACGUUUGGCUUCCUUACAAUCGGACGUGAUGAAUGCCAUGAUGUGUUCUCGGAGCUGGUGCCCUUCUGAUACAAAAUUCAAGAUAGGGUCUCUGAUGGGGGAUAUGGAUUUUCUAGUAGAGACAGAAUUUGUUGAAGAUAUACUUUUCCACAUCUGAACCAAAGAAAUUUAGUUUAAGAUUUAAUCUGAAACAUUUUAUAUGUGGCUUCCAUGUGCCGUUGGAGCAGUAGGCAUGAGUGUAGUAUUAGGCUCUUGAUAUGGACAUUUUUCAGCUUCUUUUUGGUGCUAUGUUAUCACUCCAUGUCUUUUAGUUUUUGAAGCUUGGGAAAGUGGGUUCUGGAUGUAUGAAUUGGGUCCCUGCGUCCGUAUAUUCUUUCUCGGUCUUUUCGUUGAGCUUCUUGGCAGGACUUGAAAUUAAAGCAGCUAAUUGUUUACAGGCCACAUGAUUUGAAGUAUACAUAUAAUGCAAAAUGCAAAAAUUAUGGUUGAUUUUCAUAUAUUCAGGAAUAAAAGACCUGACACUAUUUGUAAGCAUUUAGAGAGCUUGUAAAACGCUGCAAAUGCUGUCUUUGAAGCAAAACAACAUACAGCAAACAUCUAACUUUGCAAUCUUCAAGAGCUUCAUGCAAGUCUAAACUCAGGCAUCACAGUUUCAUUAGCCCUAUAGCUUAGAAAAUGCUCGAGCAACCUGGUAGUAACAUAGGGAUUCUGUACAACUCUGAAUGGAAGGCAUGAACCGUCUUUUGCAUUAUAGGGAGGUAAGAUAUGAGUUUUUCCAAAAUUAAAUUCUUCACAACAAGCUGGUUAAUAUUACUAUUUGUAGCAAGGAAAUUCUAUUUCAUCACAUGAGCAAGGAAAUCCUAAUUCGCCACUGGGUGAUGUCAAUGAGAAUGCUGGUGAGCAUGAAUAUGAUUAUAAAAAUUAAAAAAAUAAUAAAUAAAUAAAUAAAUAAAAAGCCCAUGGCUCCUUCCAAUUUCAUUUGCUUCGAAGAUGUACCGCCACAGUUUGCUAUAAGUGAUUCCUUCAAACGUUUCAUGUCUAUGGUUAACCCACAAUUUCAGGUUGAUUUGCAGACUAUUGGAAGGGAGUGCUUGGAUGUAUACAAGGACGAGAAAGUGAGAAUCAAAGAGAUCUUCAAACAAUUUGACUGUAAGAUUAGUCUAUCAGUAGACAUAUUGAAGCAUGAGAGAUUUACUCAUCAUAUUACUUAUUACUAUCACGAAUUUUUGUGCCUCACAGCACAUUUUACUGAUAAAAUUUGGAAAUUGAAGAACUGUGUCGUGUUUUGGAGCCAAAUUAUGUUUUUUCCUGGUGAAAGUGUUCCGUAUGCUCUAAGAGACUUCAACAUUGAGGACAAAGUAGCUACACUUACGAUGAUUAAUAGUGAUUGCCACGAUGAACUGGUUGAGGCUCUGGAAAACCAGGUUUGGCAAAAGGUGGCAUUUCAACUCAAUGGCAUGUAUAAUGGUUCGGGAUGCAUUUGAAGAGAAUAAAGAUAUUAUUGACAUGGUUCGUGAACUGUACUCGUUUGGUAGAUCCUUACUCUUAUGGCACCUUACUAGCCACACUCUAAAACAGGCUUUAGAAUUGUGGUUUAUGGGUAGAUAUUCUUCAAAAAAUGUAACUGACCAUUAUGCUGUGCCUUCUGCUGAGCAAUGGAAGAAGGUUGAAACUGUUUGUAAACUUGUUGGAAAGCAUAUAUGAUGUAGCAAAUGUGUUUUUUGAAGCAAAGCAUUCAACUGCAAACAUUUAUCUUUAUCAUCUUUGUGAGCUCAUGGCAAUUUUGAUUCAAGCAUCCUCUAGCUUAGAUGACUUCAUUAGAUAUGUGGCUGAGGAGAUCCUAAAGAAGUUUGACCAAUACUGGAAGGAUGUGUUCUUGGUGUUGGCAAUUGCAAUAAUGCUGGAUCCUCGGUUCCAAAUGAAAUACAUAGAAUUUGCUCGUUCAAAAUCUGAGGGCAGUAAAGGCAACUUGCAAAUUGAAUCUAUCAUGGUAGCUUUUCACAGCCUUUGUGAUAGUUAUGCAACUCUUUUUCCUCAAAGUGAUGACUCUGAUUCAGAUGUUACUGAUUUGGAAAAAAUAUGGUCUCUUUCUCAGAUGAAUAAAAGCCAGAACUCAAUUGACAGCUUUAUUGUCUUGCAAGACUAUCACCAAUUCAUCCAAUCUUCUUCUCAGCUGCCGAAGUCAGAUCCGGAAUGGUACUUGGAGGAACCUGUUUUAUCCUGGAGGCAAGACUUCAGGGUAUUGGGUUGGUGGAAAGCAGCUACUGCUAAGUGUCAUACUCUGCCUAGGAUGGCCCAUGAUUUCUUAGCCAUUCCAAUUUCUGAGGCUACUUCAUUUGAAGCGUUUUACCUUCUUCUUUUUGCUAGUUUAGUUUGUUCUAUGCUGCAAUAUUGAUUUUGUUUAAAGUUUAUGCUUUAGAUCUGAAAUAACGUGUUCUUUUUGGGUGAUCAUGCUUUAUGGUUGGACUGAGUUAUCUUCUAGCUGCAAGAAGGUGUUUCAUACAUGUAGUCUUUUUCUCCUGUCGCUUAGGCGUAGUGCUAGUGAUGCAAUGAAUAUAAGUCUCUACUUAAUUGGAUA
This is a messenger RNA of Ricinus communis (castor bean), 4470 nucleotides long. RefSeq names its product zinc finger BED domain-containing protein RICESLEEPER 3-like. The record is from RefSeq and is a predicted model, not a curated record. NCBI's taxonomy places the organism in Eukaryota, Viridiplantae, Streptophyta, Magnoliopsida, Malpighiales, Euphorbiaceae. The transcript has 2 exons. Bases 3526 to 4287 code for a protein of 253 amino acids. Gene Ontology annotation, molecular function: protein dimerization activity; DNA binding.